Messenger RNA from Tripterygium wilfordii, 1361 nucleotides. RefSeq lists its product as uncharacterized. Gene Ontology annotation, molecular function: protein binding. Bases 215 to 1273 code for a protein of 352 amino acids. NCBI's taxonomy places the organism in Eukaryota, Viridiplantae, Streptophyta, Magnoliopsida, Celastrales, Celastraceae. The record is from RefSeq and is a predicted model, not a curated record. The transcript has 3 exons.
AAAUAGGAGUUUUUUUUAUCUUCUUCUUCUUCUUCUUCCUCCUCCUCUUGACCUCGAAUCUUCCUCUGUCAUCAUCUCAGUCAAAUUCUAAAUCCUGAAUAGUGAAUACGUCGUGGUUUCGCAUCCAAUUUCUCAUUCUUUUGACAAUCAGAGAAUACAGAGCAACCGCCUGAUCUUGCAACUCGAUAUCUGUUACGAAAUUAUAUUCUUGUUGAUGGGGUCAAUUUCCGGAGAGGACUCAUCGGGACCGCCUUCUGCGGCAUCGUCCCCCAAGAGCAGGGUCAAAUUCCUCUGCAGUUUCGGUGGCAAGAUCAUGCCACGCCCCGCAGAUGGCCACCUUAAGUACGUCGGCGGAGAGACCCGGGUCGUCGCGGUUCCCCGCAACAUCAACUUCUCUGAGCUAAUGAAGAAGAUCAAUGCACUCUUCGAUGGUGACUUGGUGCUCAAAUACCAGGUCAUGCCAGAGGACCUUGAUGCCUUAGUCUCUGUAAGGUCUAAUGAAGAUCUCAAGCACAUGCUUGAUGAAUACGAACGUCAAGAAAGGGAAGGAAUCCCCAAGUUCCGAACCUUCUUGUUCCCUUCCAAUCCUGUUGUUACAGAGAACAUUCAUGUCUCCACCAUGGACCAUCCGGCUGUAAUCGAACAACGUUACAUUGAUGCCAUUAAUGGCAUUGCUCGUUCCAUUUCCAACCUAAAACUCCCUCAUAUCAAUGCAAACCGUCCUUCCUUUAGCAUUUCUGCUGCCUCUUCCCCUAAUUCCAACUCCCCAGAUGGAAAUGUUAUUGAUUCUAUUACGCCUUCGGAGCCUGCCUCGAUCAAUGGCUAUCACAACAAUAACAGAUUUCACAUCCACAAAGUCCAUAGCUCUCCCAGCCUUUGCAGUCUCAAUAACUUCCAGCAACAAAGCAGCAGCAACACGAUCAGCAAUCAACAUUACCACCACCAUCACCAACAUCAUCACCAUCAGAACCUCCAACAACAAUACCCACAUCUCUACCAAUCCUUUAGACCACCCCAAGACUCUCAUCGGGUUGGUAGAGGGAAUGAAAGGCUGGUGACCGCUCUGUCAUUGGGUCGACAAGACUUGAGCAACAGCAGGGGAGGUAUUGGUCAUGGGAUUAGCCAAUACCACAAGACAAGUAGUAGGACUAAUAUAAGUUGUGGAAAGUGCAACAGAUGCGGAUACUACGAUGAGUAUUGCUCGAUCUACGGGUGUAGGACUAAUAGAGGGGAUAGUCUUCCCCAGAGUCCUAGAGGGAACAACUGGGAAUGAGAUUGUAGAUUAGGUAUUGAUAAGGGGGAACUGUAUUCUCUUUUUUCCAAUAAUGUAACAAGCAUCCACAGUGGGACCCUUGCAAUUA